Messenger RNA from Spea bombifrons (plains spadefoot toad), 1813 nucleotides. RefSeq names its product olfactomedin 2 (gene OLFM2). NCBI's taxonomy places the organism in Eukaryota, Metazoa, Chordata, Amphibia, Anura, Pelobatidae. The record is from RefSeq and is a predicted model, not a curated record. Gene Ontology annotation, biological process: signal transduction. Bases 193 to 1626 code for a protein of 477 amino acids. The transcript is spliced from 6 exons.
UCACUCUGUGCCCAGGUCUGACACAGGCAGGAGCUGCAGUGCAGCCGUGCUCGCCCCCUCCAGGGCAUCCUCCGUGCCUGCCUGAGCUUGGCACACACACACACACACACACGCAGGCAGGGAGACCGGGGACAGGACAGUGGCUGGCGAUGAAGAUGCCAACCCUAUGAGCAUGGUGGCCCCGGUGGCACAAUGACGGUCCCCUUACUGAAAAUCGGGGCCGUGCUCAGCACUAUGGCAAUGGUCACCAACUGGAUGUCCCAGACACUGCCAUCACUUGUGGGUCUCAAUGGCACCAGAGGUGGCACCUCCGAGAAAAUUACACUUUUCCCCAGCCCUGAAGAUGGGUGGCAAAUCUACACCUCGGCACAAGCCCCAGACGGCAAAUGUAUCUGCACAGUGGUGGCUCCGGCUCAGACCUCCUGUUCCAGGGACCCUCGGAGUCGACAGCUAAGGCAGCUGAUGGAAAAGGUCCAGAAUAUUUCCCAAUCCAUGGAGGUCCUGGAUUUACGGACGUUUAGAGAUCUGCAGUAUGUACGGAACACAGAGUCCUUAAUGAAAGUUCUCGACACUAAACUGAGAGCCCCCGACAGCCAGAAAAAUAUUAACGCUAAAAGCUUUCAGGAGUUAAAGGAUAAAAUGAAGCAGCUCAUGCCUCUCAUACCCGUUCUUGACCAAUACAAAUCAGACACCAAGAUGAUUGUCCAGCUGAAAGAGGAGGUGAGAAACCUCUCCAAUGUCCUCCAACUGAUUCAAGAGGAAAUGGGAGCGUAUGACUACGAGGAGCUUCAACAGCGCGUGAUGAUCCUGGAGGCCAGGUUACAUGCAUGUAUGCAGAAAUUAGGUUGUGGAAAACUCACAGGCGUCAGUAACCCAAUCACAAUACGUGCCUCGGGGUCCAGGUUUGGAUCAUGGAUGACUGAUACCAUGGCCCCAAGUGCCGAUAACAGGGUUUGGUACAUGGAUGGCUACUACAAGGGACGCAGAGUCCUGGAAUAUCGAAGUCUCAACGACUUCAUCAAAGGUCAAAACUUUGUCCAGCAUCUUCUUCCUCACCCAUGGGCAGGUACAGGUCACGUGGUUUACAAUGGGUCUCUUUACUAUAACAAAUACCAGAGCAACAUAGUAGUGAAGUACCACUUUAGAUCAAGAAGUGUCUCUGUGCAAAGGAGCCUUGGCAACGCUGGCUACAACAACACCUUCCCUUACUCCUGGGGUGGAUUCUCCGACAUUGACUUCAUGGUCGAUGAGAACGGCCUCUGGGCAGUCUACACAACCAAUCAGAAUGCAGGAAACAUUGUCGUUAGCAAGAUUGAUCCCCAAACCUUGGAGAUCCUCAAGACCUGGGACACAGGAUACCCGAAACGUAGUGCUGGCGAGUCCUUUAUGAUAUGUGGCACCCUCUAUGUAACCAAUUCCCAUUUGGCAGGAGCUAAGAUCUACUUUGCAUACUACACAAAUUCAUCCACAUAUGAGUACACAGAUAUCCCAUUUCAUAAUCAGUAUUCACACAUAUCCAUGCUGGACUACAACCCGCGAGAGAGAGUCCUGUACACCUGGAAUAAUGGUCAUCAAGUUCUCUACAAUGUCACUCUGUUCCAUGUGAUAAAGACUUCUGGGGAAUAAUGCUGACUGUAUGGGACAAUCAUCUCACCUGCUUAUGUUCUUUCUGGGUUUCCUUCUUUUUACAGUAUGAUAAUUUCUGUUAUUUCUAUAAAAUUCACAGAACACAAAAGACUUUCACAUGGUGGAGUGAGCAUGGUAUCAAAUAUACUUUUUUCCGGUGGCAAAUAAAGACAGUAUUUGACAUUGA